AUGGGACUGACCAGGCACAUAGAGCGCAAUGGUCGUAAGACUUUGACCACCGUCCAAGGCCUCCCCAAGAAAUUUGACCAGAAGAAAAUUCUCAAGGUCAUCAAGAAGAAAUUCGCUUGCAAUGGCACAAUCGUCACCGAUAGCGAGAUGGGUGAAGUGAUUCAACUUCAAGGAGAUCAGCGCAAAGAUGUUCAGGAGUUCUUGGUCGCCAAAGAUGGCCUCGAGCUCGAUGCAAAGACUAUCAAGGUCCAUGGUUUCUAA
Messenger RNA from Rhinocladiella mackenziei CBS 650.93, 261 nucleotides. RefSeq names its product translation initiation factor SUI1. The coding region runs from base 1 to 261 and encodes 86 amino acids. The transcript has 3 exons. The record is from RefSeq and is a predicted model, not a curated record. Gene Ontology annotation, molecular function: RNA binding; ribosomal small subunit binding; translation initiation factor activity. Gene Ontology annotation, cellular component: eukaryotic 43S preinitiation complex. Gene Ontology annotation, biological process: translational initiation. NCBI's taxonomy places the organism in Eukaryota, Fungi, Ascomycota, Eurotiomycetes, Chaetothyriales, Herpotrichiellaceae.